UAAGUCGAAAUGAAAGCAUUAUCCUCUCUUAUUCUCAAAGAAAAAAGAAAGCUAAAUCGUUGUUCUCUAGCCAACUUCUCAAUGGCAUAUUCAUUCUCUGCCAAAGCAAUGGAGUCUUUAACCAGAAGAAAAGCUCGACCAACCAUCUUCUUCAUCCUGUGUCUCCUCAUUAUUUUUAAGCUCGUAACUACAUUCAAUUCAGCUCAAGUAGACAAUAAAAUGAUUUCUAAUGUUCCAAGGAAGUUGCUGGGACGAGUGCCAGAAAUAAAGUAUCCAAUCCGUUCGCCACGUUCAAAUUGGUUGCACCGUAAUUUUGCCCCUGAAGAGCCUGGUCUUCCUCCUAUAACAUUCCGCAUUCCUGCUCCUCCUCCUCCUCCUCCUAGGCCCCUACUGCACCAUGUCUUUCCUUGGUACUAAAAGAUGUGAUUCAGUCUCCGUUUGUAAACUCUUCGGAUGCUUCAAGAAAAUUAUUUUUAUUUUCCUUCUUGUAAAGCACUACUUAUUAGUGAAAAGGAUGAUGAUAAAGCUCCACUGACCCUUCUGAAAAUCUAUAUGUUUUCAUUAUAUGUUAAAAGUAUAAAGUUGACAUUUAAUGAACUAAGCACUGGUGGAACCAACACAGGUCACAGGCCAAUUAGGUUAGACAUAUCCUAUAUUUUAGGUAGGAAAUGGAGAAAAUAUGAAGAAGAAAGCUAAUCGGGAUUAUUUUGGAUUCUGAGUUUCUGACAGAGAUACUGCAUUUCUUCACCGAAAAUGUUUCCCAAAAGAAAAGAAUAAAGAGCUAUAACAUAAAUUACACCAACCAGGAGCACCAAAAUAAGUUGUUGCAGCCUAUGCUGCUUGACACUUUCAAGAUCAUCUUAUGUUAUU
Messenger RNA from Papaver somniferum (opium poppy), 870 nucleotides. RefSeq lists its product as uncharacterized. Bases 10 to 417 code for a protein of 135 amino acids. The transcript has 2 exons. The record is from RefSeq and is a predicted model, not a curated record. NCBI's taxonomy places the organism in Eukaryota, Viridiplantae, Streptophyta, Magnoliopsida, Ranunculales, Papaveraceae.